GCUCUCGCGUCGCUGAUGUUGUGUUGUCUGUCAACUAUUUACUAGAAAUAUUAUUUUUAUAGCUUUGCAAACAAAUAUCAGAUUUAUAAAGUUUAAAAUACUUUUAAUAUAGAGUUUACAAGUGUAUAUUGUUGAUAAAAUGGUUGUACAAUGAUUGUUAAAAGUUUUAUUGCGUUUAAACAAAAUUGUUUAAGUCGUGGGGAUUUGUGAAGUGAUUUUGUGUAUUGUGGUGUUUUGUGACAUCGUUUCGAGGAGGAAUAAGAUAUCCAGAUGCUGCCUUCUAUGCCCAUUCUGUUUACGAGGGAAAGCCAGGAUGCGUUCGGGAAUAAAAUUGAGCCAAGCACUAGUUUCUUCAAUCCAACUUCUACAGCUAAGCCCGCCAUUGCAAUCGAGGGUGCUUCUAGAAAGACAUUACAGAAUGGACAGACAAGCUUACAAAAUAAGGAUACAACUCAAAAAUCAGGAGAAGAAAUUAAAAAGAAUGAUGCAGAGACAAAAACAAAAGUGGAAGAUAAUCCUUUAGAAGCAGCAUUGGUUAGAGGUUACUACACAAAAAUACAGAACAAAUUUUCUGCCUAUGCAUCACAGCCAACCAACAAGUUCAGACAGUUCCGAGAGGCUUUAAAAACAUUUGAUCCAAACAAGGAAACUCCAGUGGAUUUGUAUAAGAAGAUAGAGCAGAUAUUUGGCAGUGAACACAAAGAUUUAGUAGAGGAAUUUCUCCUGUUUCUAAAGCCCGGCCAGGCCGUGGAAGUCGGUAGAUUCAUGGAUCAUUUCAUGUUGGUUCAAAUCACUGGAUUUAUAAAAUUACUCAAUACCACAUUCAGCCGCAAACCAACGGUGCUCCGUAAGAUAAUCCGUGCUAUAUCCAACGGCAUGAACACGGGCGGCAGCGCGGAGAUGAGGGGUCGAGUCCUGCCGCACCUGCGCUCCAGCCCGCGCCUGCUGCAGAUGUUCCAGUCGCUGUUCCCUGACACCAGGCCGCCUGAUAUCGUAUACGAGGGCAGCACAGACACGAUCAACGAGAGUUUCCUGACGGAAGACCAAGGGUACGACGUGUGGGAGUUUGCGGAAGACAAACACAACAAGAGGAAACCCAGCGCCAAGGAAGGACUUAACUCUGAGUACCUUCACGGACGGGUGUUCAUCCAGCACGGCAGAAUGUUGAGGACGGCGUGUGUCACAUAUCCCUACAGCAAGGAGCCGUACCGGUCGCACGCGCGCCGCCUCGCGCCCGGCAGCCUCUCCCCCUCAGAUGACGACAGAGAAAGAGGGUCACCCAAAAAGAACAACAAAAUAGUCGACAAAAUACCCCCAAAACGAACCAGAAAACAAACCAAGUCACCCACGAAAAACGUUAAAGAUUUCAACGACAACACAAAGAAAGAUCUGACCAACACACUCAAUAAAAUAAAAGGUAAAACGCAUGCUAAAGCAAAAGUAUACAAAAAGGACGAACAGAAAAAGAAAGACAAUAAAAGUACGAGAGGCGCGGAUAAAAUAGAGGCUAAAGUUGAGAAGAAUUGGACGAGAGAUGAGGACAAGACUAUGUUGGAAAUUUUAAAAGGUGAGUCAGGUUCGGAGGAAGUAUUCGAAAGAAUAAGAGCAGUUCUGCCGCACAGGACAAUCUCCGAAAUCAAGGAGAGAUUGCAUCACGUUUUGAAUCUUUUACAAGAAAUGGCAGUAAAUAUUACGUAACAUUUGAUGACAUUUUAUUGUUGUAAUCGAGAAUAUAUUUAUAACUUUAUAUGAAUAAAUAUUAUUUUUACCCCGG
This is a messenger RNA of Aricia agestis (brown argus), 1774 nucleotides long. RefSeq lists its product as uncharacterized. The transcript has 6 exons. Gene Ontology annotation, biological process: regulation of DNA-templated transcription. Gene Ontology annotation, cellular component: nucleus. The record is from RefSeq and is a predicted model, not a curated record. Gene Ontology annotation, molecular function: transcription coregulator activity. Bases 271 to 1698 code for a protein of 475 amino acids. NCBI's taxonomy places the organism in Eukaryota, Metazoa, Arthropoda, Insecta, Lepidoptera, Lycaenidae.